AUUGGAAUCUCUAGUGUCUUGUUCGCCUCUUUGCUCUGGCGUUAUCCAUUUCUCCCUCUAUCUCCGUGAAUCCGAUUCACAUAGUGCCACAACGCUUGUCACCGGUUACCGACGAAUCGACGAGCGGUGCCUCUUCUUUCUUAUUAGUAACGCCCUAUUUGGAGUCUCCAUCUUGUAUCUACCCGAUCGGACCCGUCUACGGUCAUACAAAGCUGGUCUGAAUUAGAGUUCAGAAUGCAACUUUUCUUAAUUCACAUUCUUACAUGAUUCGGUUUAAGUCUCAUUGAAGUUCUUCCAAGGAGCGGUUUGUCUAUUGACUUAGCCUAAAAUGACAGAAAUUUUUAGCUACACGGCAUUAAGACAAUUAUUGCAAAUGUUCUUUGCAAUAAUGUUCUUCCAUGUUUCUGAGUAUCUUCUUGCAAUCACCAUUCACGGGAAGUCAAAAGUAACUCUCAAGUCCCUUCUGAUCAGCAGAAACUAUGCAAUGGCCAUGAUCUUCUGCCUGUUAGAGUACCUCGUCGAAAUAUACUUCUUUCCUCAGAUGAAGGAACAUUGGUUGAUAAGCAAUACGGGUCUGGCAAUGGUUAUUAUAGGUGAGAUAAUCAGGAAGCUAGCUAUUGUAACUGCCGGUCAGGCCUUUACUCAUCUCAUAAAACUCUAUCACGAGGAACAUCAUAAGCUAGUUACUGACGGAAUCUAUGGAUACAUACGCCAUCCCAGCUAUUGUGGUUUCUUGAUCUGGUCUGUUGGUACUCAAAUCAUGCUUUGCAACCCAAUUUCAACCAUUGGAUUUGCGGUAGUUGUCUGGCGAUUCUUCUACGAGAGGAUACCCUACGAGGAAUUUUUCUUGAGGCAGUUUUUCGGUAGCCAGUACGAAAAUUAUGCCAAAGGAGUUCCUUCUGGAGUUCCAUUUGUGAAGUGAUGCUCUUACAUUUUGUUAGUAAGACAUUCGACUUGUCGGUAACAUGUGGAUUGGCAAUGCUAGUUUUGUGAAAUGGCCAAAUAUCAUGUUUCCACCCU
Ipomoea nil (Japanese morning glory) is the source of this 1020-nucleotide messenger RNA. RefSeq names its product protein-S-isoprenylcysteine O-methyltransferase B-like. The record is from RefSeq and is a predicted model, not a curated record. The coding region runs from base 329 to 922 and encodes 197 amino acids. The transcript has 2 exons. Gene Ontology annotation, molecular function: protein C-terminal S-isoprenylcysteine carboxyl O-methyltransferase activity. Gene Ontology annotation, cellular component: membrane; endoplasmic reticulum. Gene Ontology annotation, biological process: C-terminal protein methylation. Lineage: Eukaryota; Viridiplantae; Streptophyta; Magnoliopsida; Solanales; Convolvulaceae.